This is a messenger RNA of Dama dama (fallow deer), 2771 nucleotides long. RefSeq names its product 5-beta-cholestane-3-alpha,7-alpha-diol 12-alpha-hydroxylase. The record is from RefSeq and is a predicted model, not a curated record. NCBI's taxonomy places the organism in Eukaryota, Metazoa, Chordata, Mammalia, Artiodactyla, Cervidae. The transcript has a single exon. Bases 357 to 1856 code for a protein of 499 amino acids. Gene Ontology annotation, molecular function: iron ion binding; sterol 12-alpha-hydroxylase activity; heme binding.
CAGUAAGUCACAGGGUGGGGGGUUAAAAAAGUCUUGGCAGAGAAAAUGCUGGAGCUGUAUCAGGAAAGGUUGGAACAAAGUCUGAAGCUUGUGCAGGGGCUGUGAGCACAGCAAGAGGCUUUCUUCUGGCCUUGUUCCUGCUCCCUCCCACCUGCUCCUCUCACAUGACUAGGUCCUAACAAAAUCUAGGGGAAAGAUUUGCUCUUGGGUACUCUCUCACCAGGCUUAUUUACGGCAACUUGCAGCCACAGGGCAAAGUCCAGGUGGGAAGACCUUUCUAUCCCCACCUUGUCCUCCCAAACCCUCUGGCACUCAGAGAACAGCACAUCCAGAGCUCAACCUGGAAGAGAUCAGCCAUGGUGCUCUGGGGUCCGGUGCUAGGAGCCCUGCUGGUGGCCAUUGUGGGCUAUCUGUGCCUUCGGGGGCUGCUCCGGCAACGAAGACCCACGGAGCCCCCUCUGGAUAAGGGCCCCGUGCCCUGGCUGGGCCAUGCCAUGGCUUUCCGGAAGAAUAUGUUCGAAUUUCUGAGGCAUAUGCAGGCCAAACAUGGGGACAUAUUCACAGUACAGCUGGGGGGGCAGUACUUCACCUUUGUCAUGGACCCUCUCUCUUUUGGCCCCAUCCUCAAGGAUGCGCAGAGGAAGCUAGACUUUGUGGAGUAUGCGCAAAAACUGGUGCUAAAGGUAUUUGGAUACCGCUCCGUGGAGGGAGACUACAGGAUGAUACACUCAGCCAGCACCAAGCACCUCAUGGGGGAAGGCUUGGAGGAGCUCAACAAAGUCAUGUUAGACACCCUGUCCUUGGUUAUGCUGGGGCCCACAGGCUCCAGUCUGGACACCCGCUGCUGGCGUGAGGAUGGCCUCUUUCACUUCUGCUACAACAUCUUGUUCAAGGCUGGCUACCUGAGCUUGUUCGGCUACACAAAGGACAAGGACCGGGACCUGCUGCAGGCAGAGGAGCUGUUCCUGGAGUUUCGCAAGUAUGACCGCCUGUUCCCCAGGUUUGUUUACUCCCUGCUGGGGCCCCGGGAGUGGCUGGAGGUGGGUCGGCUCCAGCGUCUCUUCCAUAAGGCACUCUCGGUGGAACACAACCUGGAGAAGUACGGCGUAAGCAACUGGAUCACCUACAUGCUUCAGUUUCUGAGGGAGCAGGGCGUCUCCCCGGCCAUGCAGGACAAGUUCAACUUCAUGAUGCUCUGGGCCUCCCAGGGUAACACAGGGCCUACCUCUUUCUGGGCCCUCUUGUUCCUCCUGAAGCACCCAGAGGCCAUGCGGGCUGUGAGGGAGGAGGCCACCCGGCUCCUGGGAGAGGUCAGGCUGGAGGCUAAGCAGUCCUUCAAGUUCGGGGCCCUGCAUCGCAUGCCGGUGCUGGACAGCGUGAUGGAAGAAACACUGCGGCUGAGGGCCUCGCCCACCCUCCUCAGGGUGGUGAACGACGACCAGGUCCUGCAGAUGGCCAGCGGGCAGGAGUGCCUGCUCCGCAGUGGAGACAUCCUGGCCCUCUUCCCUUACCUCUCAGUGCACAUGGACCCCGACAUCCACCCCGAGCCCACCGCCUUCAGGUACGAUCGCUUUCUCACCCCCAGCGGCAGCCGAAAAGUAGACUUCUACAAGGCAGGCAAGAAGAUCCGCCACUACACCAUGCCGUGGGGCUCGGGCGUCUCCAUCUGCCCUGGGAGGUUCUUGGCCCUCAACGAGAUGAAGCUCUUUAUCUUGCUCAUGGUCAUGAACUUUGACUUGGAGUUGGUGGACUCUGACACACCUGUGCCACCCGUGGACCCCCAGCGCUGGGGCUUUGGCACCACACAGCCCAGCCACGAGGUGCGAUUCCGCUACCGCCUUCGGCCUUCGGAGUGAGCUCUGUCCAGGCGGCCUCGAGUGUGGCUGCGGGGGCUCCCGUGGGUCUCUGCCUCCUCUCAACCACCCCUCUAAAGCCCCAGACCAACCCCCUCCUCUGUCCUGCUUGUCCUCCCUGCUCUUUGGCAUCCUUCUGGUCACCUCACAGGCUGAUACUUCUCUCUUGAAACACUGUCUCUCAUGGCAGAUGCGGCGUAAUUCACCUCUCACAGGAAGUCCAGGGAAGGGGAAACAUCUGUGGGCAACUCAGUUUGGGGGAUAAUACAUGCCAUGACAAAUCUCACGCAGUACAGACACCAGUUAUGGUGAGUCAUGUAGCAUCUUGCAAACAUUGGUCUCCACCCUCCCGCUCCACUUUGCUUGUUUUCCUCAACACUUACCCUGUGGGAUUCAGGGUCUAGAACAGUGUCAUCCGAUAGCCAUAUGAGGUAAGCCACACGUGUAAUUUUUCAUCUCCUAGCUGACAUGUUUUUAAAAGUAAAAAGAAACUGGUGAAAUUCAUUUUUCUACUGUAUUUUGCUUGUCCUGAUGUAUCUAAAAUAUUAGCAUUUCAAUGGGGAGUCAUACAAAAGUAUUAAUGAAAUAUUUUUACAUUUCUUUUUCCCUCCAAAAUCUGGUCUGUACUUUUCAACCCUUCAAACUGAGCUCUCAAUAGCCACGUGCUUCUGUAUUGGACAGAGCGGCUCUAGAGAAGGGUGGCCUUUCAUGGAGGAGAUAUGCAAGGUCCCUCUUGCCUGCCCUCCUCUCCCCUCUGCACCCCCACCUUGGGGUGAUUUCAACCCCUCACUUGGUUUCCACAACCAUCGCUAAGCUCAGAGCUCUCUCCUACCUCCAGACCCCCAAUCUCCCCACAGCGGUCUAAGAGCACCUCUGCUACAGUUCAGCCCACACGCAGAACUCAGCACCUGUCCCCCC